UUUCCUUCCUCUUUCAUAUUUCCUAAACCUAGAUCCAUCGCAAAAUUUUCCUUUAUUAACUUCUUAGUUUUGCGUUUUAUUUAGUAAUUGGAGUACUCUAUUUAGCAAAGAUUUGACAUUAUUCAAUGAAUCUCGUGUCUUUCUACGGGUUAAUCUUUCUAGGAUUCCCGAUUUUGAUAUGAUUAGAUUAACAUUAUGAUUAGUGGUGUAAUUUCUCUUGCAGGUGAAGUUGGCAACUUGCUGCAACUUCGCACUUAUAUUCAGAUUGGGAAGAAAGAAAGGAAGAAUAAAUAAAUAAAGAAGAAAAGAAGGGAUGUUUACUUUAAAGCCUUCAUGGUUUCCCAAACAUUCUGAAACCCCCUAUGGUUGAUUCAUUGACACAACCUUCUAACAGUGAAUAGGACUAAAAGAUGGAGCUGAAUAACAUUAAGGAUGCAUUUGACCGUGUUACAAAGAAACAAAAGCUGUCUUGUUCUAAAACCCAAGAAGUGAUUGAAAAGCUUAUCCAAGAAAUAGAAAAGGCAUCAGAAGCAAUAAAAACAUCCUCGCAACUAGAUGAUAGGUUUGCACUCACAGAACUUAAGAAAAAGUUGCAAGAACUUGCUCCCCUCAGUCAACUGGAAGGCAUACAGAAGGAAUUGAACAUAGCACUGAGCAAGUACACGAAAGCUUUAGAGAAAUCCUUCAAUCCAGAUAUAUCCAAGGCCUACAGGAAUGUUGAAUUUGAUAGUCAGACAGUUAACCAAAUAAUUGCAAAUCAUUUCUAUCGAUGGGGAUUGUUUGAAAUUGGUGACUGCUUCAUAAGUGAGACCGAGGUAUCAGAAAGUGCUGCUGCUUUGAAAGCCAUUUUCCAGGAGAUGUAUCAGAUCCUUGAAGCCAUGAGGAGUCGGAACCUAGAGCCUGCAAUAAAAUGGGCUGCUGCAAAUUCUGAUAAGCUUAAAGAAAAUGGGUCAGACCUUCAGCUUAAACUUCAUAGCUUGCAGUUUGUGGAAAUAGUACGAAGUGGAAGCAGAGAUGAAGCUCUCAAGUAUGCUAGAGCCUUUCUGGCUCCUUUUGGUUCAAACCAUUUCAGUGAGAUCCAGAAGCUGAUGGCCUGCCUUAUCUGGGCUAAAAAGCUUGAUAGUUAUCCAAACCAACAGUUGUUAUCACCAAGCAAUUGGGUUACAGUGGCAGAGGAGCUAACUAGGCAAUUCUGCAAUCUCGUUGGACAGUCUUAUGAAAGCCCAUUGAGUGUGACGAUAGCUGCAGGGGUACAAGCUUUGCCCCCACUUCUGAAAUUUAUGACUGUGAUGGCAGGGAAGAGGCAAGAGUGGCAAUCAAUGAAGCAGUUGCCUGUGCCAGUGGAAUUGGAUAAGGAGUUCCAGUUCCAUUCCAUAUUUGUGUGUCCUGUGUCAAAGGAGCAAUCGACAGAAGAUAACCCACCAAUGAUGAUGUCAUGUGGACACGUGCUUUGCAGGCAGUCUAUUAACAAGAUGUCGAAGAACAACUCAAGACUUUUCAAGUGCCCAUACUGUCCAUCUGAUAUUGAUGCUUCACACUGUACUCAGCUGUAUUUCUAAUGAAUAUACCCAAAUAUGAACACCUGUUGUACUCUGUUUAUUAACACACUUGUGGUGUUGUGUUGUGUGGUGCCGGUGGUAUUUUGGUGGUUACACAAGUUGGUCUGUUGUACACUCUUAAUUUAUGCAUUUGUUGUAUAUAGAAAUUUUUUUCUGCAAA
Molecule: messenger RNA, 1719 nt
Organism: Mangifera indica (mango)
Lineage: Eukaryota; Viridiplantae; Streptophyta; Magnoliopsida; Sapindales; Anacardiaceae
Product: protein RMD5 homolog
Exons: 3
Coding region: 411-1559 (382 amino acids)
Biological process (GO): proteasome-mediated ubiquitin-dependent protein catabolic process
Cellular component (GO): nucleus; cytoplasm; GID complex
Molecular function (GO): protein binding; ubiquitin protein ligase activity
Source: RefSeq, a predicted model, not a curated record